Messenger RNA from Sclerotinia sclerotiorum 1980 UF-70, 99 nucleotides. RefSeq lists its product with no specific name. Lineage: Eukaryota; Fungi; Ascomycota; Leotiomycetes; Helotiales; Sclerotiniaceae. The record is from RefSeq and is a predicted model, not a curated record. The coding region runs from base 1 to 99 and encodes 32 amino acids. The transcript has a single exon.
AUGUUUGGAGCUGGGUCAGGGACGAUGAAGUUUGUUACCAUCAAUGCUACUGAAAAAUCCGUUGACGGUACUCUUCGUGUUCCCGAGAUAGCCAUGUAA